Molecule: messenger RNA, 3456 nt
Organism: Acanthosepion pharaonis
Lineage: Eukaryota; Metazoa; Mollusca; Cephalopoda; Sepiida; Sepiidae
Source: the annotation of a GenBank genome assembly
AUGGCUACAGAGACUGAUGCCAAUGAAUGUUUGCAAUGUAAUUGCAAUGGGAAAUCGCAUGAGUGUUACUUCAACCAGACACUUUAUGAUUUAACUGGCCAUGGUGGUUAUUGUAUAAAUUGCCGUGAUAAUACAGCUGGCCCCAAUUGUGAUCAGUGCAAAGUGAAUCACUACCUGAAGAAGCCUGAGCAUAUGUGUAUGCCAUGUAAUUGUGAUGCGACAGGUUCCACCAAUUUGCAGUGUGACUUUACAGGUAAAUGCAGAUGCAAACCAGGUGUGACAGGUGUCCACUGUGAUAGAUGCAAACCAAAUCACUAUGACUUCAGUGCCUAUGGUUGCAGGUCUUGCGAUUGCGACCUUGCAGGAAGUUUUGAGAAUCAACCGCACUGUGACACGAUAACAGGAAAAUGUAGAUGUAAAGCAAAUGUAGAAGGACAAAAAUGUGACAGGUGUAAAAUUGGAUUCUUUGGAAUGGAAGAAAGCAAUCCAUUUGGCUGUAUUGCUUGUUUUUGCUAUGGUCACUCUUCAUCCUGCCAAUCGGCCAAUGGCUAUUAUGGCCGCUCGACCGUGAGCCUCUUUGAUACAGGUCGGCAACGAUGGAAGGCUGUUGACCGAGCCAAUGUUGUUGUUAAUACUCAGUUUAAUGCAAUUACCCGACAACUUGGUGUGGCUGCGCAGGGAAGAGAAUUCAUUUAUUUUGUGGCUCCAGACCGCUAUUUGGGUGACCGUCGCUUCAGCUAUAACCAGUUUCUUUCCUUCAAGUUCCGAAUUGGUGAAAACCAGGCAAGAGCCUCCAGGGCUGACAUUGUUUUGGAAGGUGGAAAUGGCCAAAUGGUCUCACUGCCUAUCUAUGCCCAAAAAAAUCCAGUCCCAAAAGCCACUGAGCAAGAAUACCGAUUCCGUCUGCAUGAACACGCAGACUAUGAAUGGCAGCCACAUCUUCUAGCGGAAGAUUUCAUCACGUUGUUGUCUAAUUUGACAGCAAUUAAAAUCCGUGGAACUUACAACACUGAUGGAACUGGGUUCCUUGAUGAUGUGAAAAUGGGGACAGCUUGGUUAGGUUUCAAUGGGGGUAAGGUUGCCACAUGGGUGGAGCAGUGCAACUGUCCAACUGCCUAUCUGGGUGAAUAUUGCCAGUCUUGUUCCCCAGGUUACAGAAGAGAUCCACCCAAUGGAGGUCCAUUUGCCCGUUGUGUACCCUGUGAAUGUAAUGGGCACUCGGAUGACUGUGAUGUCAAUACAGGCCGCUGUAUCUGUAAACACAACACAAUCGGCCGUAACUGUGAAAGGUGCCUUGAGGGUUAUUAUGGAGAUGCCAGACAGGGGACAACUGAUGAUUGCAAACAAUGUCCGUGUCCAAACAAUGGCACAUGUCAGCAAUUUUCCAACAAAGAAGUUGUUUGCACUAACUGUCCAGAUGGUUAUGGAGGUGACCUUUGUAAUAUCUGCUUGGAUGGUUACUACGGUGAUCCAGCUGGACGUCAUGGACCAAAGACACCAUGUCAAAGAUGCUCCUGCAAUGAUAACAUCGAUCUGAACAGUGUCGGAAACUGCAAUACAAUAACUGGUGAAUGUUUGAAUUGUCGCUAUAAUACAGUCGGCUUUUUCUGUGAAAAAUGUCUUCCCAACUAUUAUGGUGAUGCACUGGCACUUCCAAAAGGACAGUGUAAACCCUGCAAUUGUUAUGAAAAGGGCACUCUUCCAACUGGGACCAUAUUUUCCUGUGACCCCAACAAUGGACAAUGUCCAUGCCAGAAUGCUGUGGAAGGACUCAAAUGUGACAAAUGCCAACCUGGCUAUUGGAAUUUGGAUAGUGGCAGUGGCUGUGAACCAUGCAACUGUGAUUUGACUGGAUCGAUCGACAGCAACUGUGACCAAAACCAUGGUCAAUGCACAUGUAAAGAUAACACUCUUCUAUGUCCCUGCCUUUUCUCCUCUUCUAAAUCCCUGCCUUUCUCCUCUUCUCUCGUCCCUGCCUUUCUCCUCUUCUCGUCCCUGCCUUUCUCCUCUUCUUUUCCCUGCCUUUCUCCUCUUCUUUUUGCCUUUCUCCUCUUCCUCGUCCCUUACCUUUCUCUCUUCUUCCCUGCCUUUCUCCUCUUCUUUGUCCCUGCCUUUCUCCUUCUCUUUAAACCUGCCUUUCUCCUCUUCUCGUCCCUGCCUUUCUCCUCUUCUUUUUUUCCCUGCCUUUCUCCUCUUCUAAAUCCCUGCCUUUCUCCUCUCCUCUUCCCUGCCUUUCUCCUCUUCUCCUUUUCCUUUCUCCUCCUGCCUUCUCCUCUUCCUUUCAAUUUGCCUUUCUCCUCUUCUCAGUCCCUGCCUUUCUCCUCUUCUUCAUUUAGUCCCUGCCUUUCUCCUCUUCUCGUCCCUGCCUUUCUCAUCUUCUAUAUAAUCCCUUAUCAUUUUCCUGCCUUUCUCCUCUUCUGUGUCCCUGCAAGCUCCUUUCUCCUCUUCUCGUCCCUGCCUUUCUCCUCUUCUCGUCCCCUGCCUUUCUCCUCUUCUCGUCCCUGCCUUUUAAAGUUUCUCCUCCCUGCCUUUCUCCUCUUCUUUAUCCCUGCCUUUCUCCUCUUCUAUUCCCUCCUUUCUCCUCUUCCUCGUCCCUGCCUUUCUCCUCUUCUAAACCCUGCCUUUCUCCUCUUUCUCCCUCCCGUGCCUUUGUCUCCUCUUCUCCUUUCUUCACCCUGCCUUUCUCCUCUUCUCGUCCCUGCCUUUCUCCUCUUCUUCGUCCCUGCCUUUCUCCUCUUCUCAUAUCCCUGCCUUUCUCCUCUUCUCAUCCCCUGCCUUUCUCCUCUUCUUAUAAAAAGCUGCCUUUCUCCUCUUCUCUCCCCUGCCUUUCUCCUCUUCUAUUUCCCCAGCCUUUCUCCUCUUCUGAACUUCCCUGCCUUUCUCCUCUUCUAUCCCUGCCUUUCUCCUCUUCUUCAAACCUGCCUUUCUCCUCUUCUGCAAUUUUUUUCUCCUCUUCGAUCCUCCCUGCCUUUUCCUCUUCCUCCUUAUUUCUUUUCCUUUCUUCUAAACCUGCCUUUCUCCUCUUCUCUAAAACUUUCCUUUUCUCCUUUCUCUAAAGAAUCCCUGCCUUUCUCCUCUUCUAAAACCCCUGCCUUUCUCCUCUUCUGUCCCUGCCUUUUCCUCUUCUCGAGAUGCCUCUUCCUCUUCUUCCCUUUUUUCUCCUCUUCUCGUCCCUGCCUUUCUCCUCUUCUAUCCCCUGAAAACUCCUACACCCUCUUCUUUCCCUGCCUUUCUCCUUUUCUUCUCCCUCCCCUCUUUGCCCUUUCUCCUCUUCCACUCCCUGCCUUUUCUCUUCUUCAAUCAAACGUCCCUGCCUUUCUCCUCUUCUACCUCCCUGCCUUUCUCCUCUUCUGCAUCCCUAAUUUCUCCUCUUCUCAAAAUGACUUUCUCCUCUUCUCAUCCCUGCCUUUCUCCUCUUCUCAUCCCUGCCUUUCUCCUCUUCCCUUUUCUCCCUAA